Pezoporus occidentalis (night parrot) is the source of this 9383-nucleotide messenger RNA. It is a transcript of the gene FGD4, whose product is annotated as FYVE, RhoGEF and PH domain containing 4. Gene Ontology annotation, biological process: cytoskeleton organization; filopodium assembly. The coding region runs from base 276 to 2837 and encodes 853 amino acids. Gene Ontology annotation, cellular component: cytoplasm. The transcript is spliced from 17 exons. Gene Ontology annotation, molecular function: guanyl-nucleotide exchange factor activity; zinc ion binding. The record is from RefSeq and is a predicted model, not a curated record. NCBI's taxonomy places the organism in Eukaryota, Metazoa, Chordata, Aves, Psittaciformes, Psittacidae.
UUUAAUAGUGAACAGACUUCAGUCAUUUCUCUGAGCGGACUGGUUUGCAUGGUUAUGUUUUUCCUCUCAAAACAGGCUUUCCUUCAAAGAGGAGGAACAUAGAGUAAGUGAAAGACUCAGCAUGUAAACUGUCGGCAUAUACUAAACAUCUGGUGAGAAGUCCUGUCUGGCAACUUAGAGGUGUUGUAAAUAGGACAUACGUGAGCCUGUCAUAGGGUUAUCACCAUUGUGAAAUCAAUUCCUCGGGCAGUGGUACUGGAUUAUAUUUAUAAACAAUGACUUCUGAAACAGGCAGCAGCGUCUGUCCAAAGUCUUUAAUAUUGUCUAGACCUUGUACAGCUGGUGGCACAACCAGGCCAGUUGAGCAGAAUGUGCACAAUGAAGCGCCUCAGGGAAUAAAUGGAAGUGUGCCAGUCAAGCAAUACCCACGUUCAGCUUCAAAUCCAAAGCCACAAGUGCCUCCAAAGCCAGUUCAUCUGCAGAAGGUGUCACCUGUUACAUACCAAACCCCUAGGCAUAAAGCUUUAUCAAAUCAGAAACCGAGAAUGGAGGAAGAGACGCCCGCUGCUGUUUCUGGUGUCACAAAGGAAAAGUCCAGUAAAGUAUCAGAUCUCAUCAACCGUUUUGAGGGAGGCAGCUCAUUAAAUCCUAGUGAUAUGAAGAAAGAUUCCUCUGUUCUCCACAUUUCUAAAUCUCAAGGAAGAUAUGAGUUAACACCAGCACCUCAGCCAAAACUCCCACUUCAAAAACAAAAGCACCCACUACAAAAACAGGGAAAUGGUAAUACUGACAAAACUCAGGUUGCAGAAAUACACACAGCCAAUGGAGUAGUAGCACAAGACCAGAUAGAAGAUGACGACAGGAGGAUACCAGAUCAUGGCUCCGCUGUGACCACCCCGGUUCCAGAUAAUGCUAUCAACAGCAGCUUGAUAAAUGGGGAAAGCAAAAGUACUUCCAGAGAGUCACUGCAAAGUCUAACUGCCUGUGAAGGACAGAUGCUUAACAGCUGCUACAGGACUCCAAGCAGUGACACACUGCUCCCAUCUGAAAAUGAAAUUCUAGAAAUUAAUACGAACAUGAAGGAAGAACCAACUGAGGAAAUCAGUAAGCAAGAUCAACCUGUAGAAACAAAGGAGACAGAUGAGCAAAAACGUCAUAAAAUUGCCAGUGAACUUCUGCAAACAGAAAAAGCCUAUGUCAGCCGACUUGACCUCCUAGAUGGGGUAUUCUAUUCCAGGCUCCUCGAGGAAGCCAACAGAGGUUCAUUUCCAGCUGAAGUGAUUAACAAAAUCUUUUCUAACAUUUCAUCGAUAAAUGCCUUCCACAGUAAAUUCUUACUUCCAGAACUCGAGAAAAGAAUGCAAGAAUGGACUACCACCCCCAGAAUUGGAGACAUUCUGCAAAAGCUAGCUCCUUUCCUCAAGAUGUAUGGAGAAUAUGUGAAGAAUUUUGAUAAUGCCAUGGAAUUGGUGAAAACGUGGACUGAACGGUCACCUCAAUUCAAAUUCAUUAUUCAAGACAUUCAGAAGGAAAAAGUGUGUGGAAAUUUGACAUUGCAACAUCACAUGCUAGAACCAGUACAACGCAUUCCACGCUACGAGAUGCUUCUAAAGGACUACCUAAGGAAAUUGCCUCAGGAUUCUCUAGACUGGAAAGAUGCUGAAAAAUCCCUGGAAAUUAUAUCCACUGCAGCAAGUCACUCGAAUAGCGCAAUAAGAAAAAUGGAGAAUCUGAAGAAAUUGUUAGAGAUAUACGAGAUGCUGGGAGAAGAGGAAGACAUUGUGAACCCUUCAAAUGAACUGAUAAAAGAAGGACAGAUCCUUAAACUCGCUGCUCGCAAUACAUCUGCUCAAGAACGGUAUCUUUUCCUAUUUAACAACAUGUUGCUCUACUGCGUCCCCAAAUUCAGCCUGGUAGGAUCAAAAUUCUCAGUUCGAACCAGAGUUGGCAUAGAUGGUAUGAAGAUUAUAGAAACUCAUAAUGAAGAAUAUCCACACACUUUUCAAGUGUCUGGAAAAGAGCGAACACUGGAGUUGCAGGCCAGUUCUGCACAAGAUAAGGAAGAAUGGAUAAAGGCACUUCAGAAUACGAUAGAAGCUUUUCAGCAGAGGAAUGAAACUUUCAGAAAUGCUAUUGCUAAAGAAUAUGAAGACAUGCCUGUUGAGGUAUCUAAUGCUGAGCUUGGGAAGAGAGCACCAAGAUGGAUACGAGACAAUGAAGUAACCAUGUGCAUGAAAUGCAAGGAGCCCUUUAAUGCCCUGACAAGGAGAAGGCACCACUGCCGAGCAUGUGGACAUGUGGUUUGCUGGAAAUGUUCUGAUUACAAGGCACAUCUUGAAUAUGAUGGCAAUAAAUUGAACAAAGUCUGUAAAGACUGCUAUCAUGUUAUAAUUGGUUGUACAGACAGUGAAGAAAAGAAGAAGAAAGGGAUCCUGGAGAUUGAAUCUGCAGAAGUUUCUGGAAAUAGUGUUAUAUGCAGCUUUCUUCAGUACAUGGAAAAAUCAAAGCCCUGGCAGAAAGCAUGGUGUGUUAUACCUAAGCAGGAAGCUCUUGUGCUGUACAUGUAUGGUGCUCCACAGGAUGUUAAAGCUCUGGCUACAAUUCCACUUCUGGGCUAUACAGUAGAUGACACUCCAAGAAGCGCUGACCUCCCACACAGCUUCAAACUGACCCAGUCUAAGUCUGUGCACAGCUUUGCUGCGGACAAUGAGGAACUAAAACAGAAAUGGCUGAAAGUUAUCCAUUUAGCUGUAAAAGGUGAGACACCAGAAUGUCAAACUGAACUGCAGGUGAAUUUAGAAGAGCAACCUGAGUCUUCUAAAACUUGUGAAUGCUGAAGCUCAAGAACACAUGUAUUUUUGAAAGAUUUCAGUUGAAUUUGUGGUUAACCUUUGUGUUAACUGUUCUUCGCUCAAUCAAGAAAUCUUACAACUGUACACAUCUUAGCACUUUAUGUUUGGGAAAAAUUCUGGUCUUUUUCGGGAUCUUUUUCUUAUAUUUAUGUUCUGUCAAUAAAGGUGAUGUACAGGUCCAUUUCAGAGACUUUUUUAAAAAAUGUGAAUGUUAUUAAAAAUACUUACUACUUGUUUGUCAUGAUACAACUUUUUUUUUUUUUUUUUUUGAAAAUCCAGUUGCUCUUGGUUUAAUGUUUCCUUCUUUCAUUAAGAAUGCAAAUACUGAAGCUUCCUACUUACACGUUAGGACUUGCAACAGGAUAAAAGAUAUACCUCCACAUUUCCAAAAUAGAUGUGUAGUUAAAUAUGCAGGGACAGUUUGGUUUAAUGUAUGUAGUUUAUAGAUUGAAUUCCACAGAUCUGUACAUAUGUUGUAUUCACUUGUCUCUUUUAAUUAAAGUAAUGCAAAUUGCUUUCACGGGUAUAUUGGCUUUUAAAGUUUCAAUUUAUCAAGGAAACAAUCUAUUGAUUUUUCAAUCUAGAAAUGAAUACCUAAAAUAUGAGAAAACAAUAUAUAAUAUAUGUACAGUAUUAAAAAUGUUCAAUUCUUGAUCAUUGCUUUGAUUUCAUGAUACUGGGUUCCUGUUAGUGAAUAAUUUAUUUAAAAAGCAUGUUUUCUAUUUGAAAUUAAACACAGUUCUAAAUUAACAAAUACUUUUCAGUGAUUUGUUUUAAUAGCUGACACUUAAUGAUCUUGAUAUUUUUAUGCAUCAAAAAAAUAACAGUAAUGUAAGUGGCAUGCAAUGGACAAAUAUGUUCCAGUUGUGUUUAAAAGAGCAGUCGCUUUUUUUUCUGUGUCCUAUCACUGUUUUCCUUUAAGAGUGCAGUAGUUAAUUACUCAAAUGCAGUAUGUGGUUUGAGAAGAGCAACAGAUUCUAGUAACCUUCUGGGAAUAUGAGUUUUGGCUAUUAUGGUUUUUGGAACAAAAGAACAUUUUCAACUUAAGCCUUUUAAUUUUUGCAGAAGAUUAAAUACUGUAAUAUUUAUGACAACAGUCUUCAAGAAUUAUUGUUCUAAAGUAGAACCUGCUUUAUACAAAUUUAGUAUGAAGUCUGAGCCGGCAAACCUCAAGUUAACUAUCAAGUUAGCAAUCUCAAAUCUCAAUUUAACUAACAUUAUUUGCAUUCCACUUAUGGGAAUAAGGAUUUGUUGUCCUUAUGGUAUUAGGUCCCUCAUGAACUUUCAUUCUUAGUAGGGUUUUUAUAAAUACAGGUAAAUGACCUCACUAAAUUUUUUAUUGUAACAUCCUUGAAUUAAAUAUGGCAAAUUCAGAGGUAGUGAUUGACUAUCGAUAGACAAUUAAAAUCAUUGCUAUUUUUUCUGACCCCUGAAAGGAAAGAAAAUAUGUAGCUUCUAUAAUUAAUUUGUCAUAAGAACAUUCAGGAGUCUUACUUCUUGAUAUAACUGCAAUCUGUAUUUUAAAUCGUGUCAAGCUGAAGAGCUCGGUUUCAAGUUCAGUUUAGUUAGUAACAUGAGGGCAGAUUUAAAUUGUUGCUUCUUUAUAGUGAGAAUUCCAAAGCUACUCUUUGUGUCACACAGUAGGAAAAAAAAAAAACACAAAAGAACAAACCCAGCUCAUUUAGCAUUUAACAAGGGAUUGUUAAAGUAACCUCUGUUUUUAGUGUCAAGCAUCCAAUGGUGUCUAUCAUUCUUUGGUAAGAAGAAUGUCAUGCAACUUAAUGUUAGUGGUCUGGAUUUUGCUCUCACCUGCACAAAUCUGCCUUUAGACUUCAAAGUUUCAUGCUAGUUUUAGUAAUUAUCAGGGCACAGCAUUGUACAGUAACUCCACAACUGACUUUGUGCUUGUCAGUUCUGGAUUUUUCCUUGGGUACUCCACGUGCCCAGAUUAUUCUGCAUGUAACCCUAGUAUUACUUUUAUCUGAUGUGCAAGCUCUUCUGUAAUUCUCUUUAAGUUACUUCUGUCAGUUGUACUUGCCUUUAGUUACAGGCAGCUCAAGCCCGUUUUGAUUCACACUGGUGAGUACAAUCAAAUCUUCACCAAGGUCUCCCUAGCUAGUAUGUGUUAUCUUGUGUAUAUCUUGGCAAGGGAAGGGGGAACAUUCAGUAAGCAAGAACAACUUUCUGUGGCUAGCUUGCUUUCAAUGGUCAUCUCCUGAGAGUGGGUAUUUUCUAGAGAGCCUCAAGUGCAAUUGUGAGAUCUGUAGAGUCAUCUUGCCACAUCCCAGUGUACCUUUGUUUCUCAUGUUCAAGUUGUUGAGUGUAAGGGGAGAAGCUGCAUUAAAGGAGUCUCUAGAUAAGAUGGACUGAGCUGUACUGAAAGUAAUAUGAUGGUAUCACUGUAAUCAUAGAAUCAUUUAGGUUGGAAAAGACCUUUAGCAUCAACUACUUCCCUAGGCAAUCUGUUCCAGUGCUUGACAACCCUUUCGGUGAAGAAACUUUUUCCUAAUAUACAAUCUAAACCUCCCGUGGCACAACUUGAGGCUAUUUGCUUACUGCUUGUUGCCUUGGAAAAAAGACCAACAUCCAUCUCGCUACACCCUCCUUUCAGGUAGCUGUAGAGAGCAAUAAGGUCUUUCCUUUUCUCCAGACUAACCAACUGCCAUUCACUCAGCUGCUCCCCAUGAGACUUGUGCGCUAGAUCAUUCAUGAGCUUUGUUGCCCUUCUUUGGACAUGAUCCAGCACCUCAGUGUCUGUGUUGGUGUGAGGGGCCCAAAACUGAAUGCAGUAUCUGAGGUGUGGCCUCAGCACCUCAAAUACUGUGCAGGACAUGAGGUGCUGAGUCCUGCACACCUUUGCUGUGCAAGACUCAGCAAGCAGUCCAGUACAAUCACACCCCUGGCCCUGCUGGCUAUGCUAUUGCUGAUAAAGGCCAGGAUGCUGUUGCCCUUCUUGGCUGUCUGGGCACAAGCUGCUCAUGUUCAGCUCUGUCAGACAGCACCCCCAGGUCCUGUUCCACCGGCAGCUUUCCAGCCACUGUUCCUCCAGCCUGUAGCAUUGCAUGGGCUGUUGUGGCCCAUAUGUAGGAUUUCUGCCUUGUUGAACCACAUGCAAUUGGCCACAGCCCAGUGAUCCAGCCUGUCCAGAUCCCUCUGCAGAGCAGAUCAACACUCCCAGCCAAGUUGGUGUUGCAUAUUACAUUCUGUUUUCUAAACUCCUGUAAAUUUAAUUCUGAGCCAAGUGGGAAGACCUAUUCCAUCUAAAUUAUUAGAAGCAGCAAUUUCUGGGCUGCCUUAUUUGUUAUAGUGGUACUGAGUAGCUGAAGCUGCUUGAAUGGUUUCAGCAUUUCGCAGACAAAGUGCUGCAUUUGGGCAUAAACAAUUUGAAAUGAACAUAGCACUGGGAGUUACUUAUUUGGAUGUUAGCCUCAUGCUUGCUCUCAGGCUUUUAAGUUUAGAUAGCGUGAGAUAUUUUAUUUACCCUAGUGAAACCUAUUUCAUGUUCAUAUAAUCAGUUGCUUGGUCAGAAUUGUUCUGUUCUGAUUCAGAAUGUCUUGGCACUUAAAUGUAUGGUUCUGUAUGUAUUUUGUAGGGAAAGUAUGUACCCACAGUAUUAAAGGGGAUCAGAAGAUGAAGAUGUUGCUUCUAGAUUUAACCACUUUAAUUGUUUCACUCCAUUCUCCACAGACAAGCCCUCCUACAGCAUCCAAAACUUUAACUUUGAAUUGUAAAUUAUGACCUCAGAGGAAUGAAUUCAAAGUAGUAACUGCUGUGGUUUAAGUACUGUGACCAGAGCAGUCAAAUUAGAACUAUCAUUCUAGCAAGGUAUAGGCUGUUACCACUUCAGCUGUUAAUUUUAUUUUUUUAAUGCAUUGAAUUUAUUAACAUAAAGCUCUGUGUAUAAGAAAUAAACUAAAACUGAGCAUUCAUUCAUAAUACACGAAUGUAUGUGAAUAGAUCUUCUGAAAUAUUCAAGCUUUGUGAUUCUUACGUUCAAGAGAUUCUUGUUUCUCAUUUUCAAAGUGAUCAGAUGUUUGUGCAAUUUAAAGCAGAUAAAUUAUUUUGUGUGGGUUUAUCUGUGUUCAACUACAACAAUGGCUUCAUUUUAUCAUUAAUAUGUUUGGAAGAUGUUAACGUAGUUUUCAAAAGUACUUAAUAUUUUUCCCCUAACAUGAAAAAAUAGUGUAUCAUGACAUCUGCAUGUCAUCACCAUUCUUCCAGAUCCUCUAAAAAUUGUUUACAGGUAUGAGGUAUACUGCUUGGUUGAAGAGCUGCUGUAAAAUCUGUAGCAUCUAGUCCUUUCAAAUCCCUUUGCACUGAGUAGUUUAUUCUAACAUGUAUUUAAUUUUAAUAUGCAAAAUAGAGAUGGGAAUACCAUACAUUGUCUUUUAUUUGGAGUAGUAUAUUAAAACACUUUACGUGCAUAUAAUAUAUAGUGGCAUCUUUUUAUGCAGAACCAUCUCAAAAUGCUUUAUAAAUCUCCUCAAAGAUUCUAAAUCCCUUUUGUAGAAAAGAGAUUUUUAUUCAUUUUUUUGAAUUGUGGAUGAAGCCAAGGCAUUGAUUAAAUGUUGAAUCAAUACACUACCACCUAAGUAAUUUUAGGAGGCUAUAGAAGUAUGCUCCAAAGAGUUGCAAGUAGAGUCAGGAGGAAAAAAAUAAAUAAAACAAAUAUGUAUAAAAAUAAGUGGUAAAGAUAUGGAAACACUUGACAGGUUCUUUGGAGUUUGUUGGUUUCUUGUCUGUUGAGGGUUUUUUUUUUUAAAACCUACAUCACCACAGCUAGUAUAAAAAUUGGUCAGCUAUUCAUUUCAAGAUAAAAUUAAUGAAUGUAGAAAUAAUUUGAAGUGACAAAAAGGAGCUUUCUCCAUAAAUCUCUUCAGCUGGUGUAAACUAGCACAGGACUGCUGGGGCUAUUAUACCUUCAGUGAUUUAAAUUCAUUAUAUAGGUACACUUGUGGAAAAUCAAGAUUUCACCGGUUUGAGAGCUGCUGACUUACUGUGUCUCAUCUGGAAUCACAGUGCUUGGUUGAACUUCAGCUGGGUUUCAGUUGGAGAUAAUUGAUGUAAGGGUGAAUGUAAACAACUGGAAGUAUACAUCCAGAAGUAAAUGAUUGGAGAAAUGACUUUGUGGUAGAACUGACUAUCCUUAACAUAAAUGUAAUGGUGAAAUGGGCAUUCUUAGUCUGUGGUGUACUGUUGUUUGAAAUCUGAAAUUAAAUAUAUGGAGUUACUUUUUUUUCUCCAGUCUGUGGCCCUAUUGGUAUGAGGAAAUAACCUAGCUGGUUCUGCCCCGUGGGUCUGUAGUGAAGUAAUCUCCUUGGGUAGGAUUUUUCAUCUGCCAGUCAGAUUGUUUCCUAAAAUCCUGUUCCCUUAACACAACAUAACAUUAACUUAAUGAUUGUAUAUGUAUAUCUAUAUACACAUGUAUGUGUGUGUAUAUGUAUAUAUGUGUAUUUAUAUAUUUGAGACUGUUAUUCAGAUGACCUGUUUUCAAGCAGUGUUUUACAAUCAAAAACACACUGUGCUGCAUUCAAAAUAUAAUGUAUAUUUAUAUUGACUGUGUUGAGUAUGCUUUUCAGAAGAAAAAUAUCAACAAAAGUACAUCUACUUUUGUGGCAUGUUUACUAUUUUGGCCUAAUUUAAAAAACAAAACAAAAAUAUCCACCCAGAAACCCAACAAUAACAAAACCCCAAACACUGUAAAUUCAGUAAGGCACUCAAUCUGCCUCCUUUAAAGCCUUGUGAUUAAAUUUCUUCCCAGACUUUAUGGCAUUUUGCUUUCACUCCUUCCUCUGCCUAGCAUAAAUGAAAGCAGAAUGUGGUUUUCCUCUUCUAAAUUCUUCAAGCAGAUUUCUUUGAAUAAAAUGUUUUCAGCCAUGGCGUAACACCAGCCUUUUUUGUUUAUAGUUCAUCCUUGUAGAUGCAUUAAAUAUUCAUGGUGGAAAUAUUCAGGAAAGGGGGAGCUAUGUCAAAACAUUUUUCCAUGUAUGUGUGCCCUAACAUUUUUUAGAAAGAAGCCAAAUUUGUUGCAUAUAGGGAACAGUUUGCAAUAGAAGUAUGGGUUUGUUUCUUUCUAUUAGCAUGUUUUCUAUUCUGCAGUCCUCAAGGUAGAUUAAUAUGUUAGUUUUAGCGGAUCAGCUGUAAUGUUUGACAUCAGAAUUACAGUCUAUGCAUUAAUUCCCCUUCAUUAUGGAAACAUUUCUGAUUUGAAUUGUGAAAACACUUUUUAAAAGAAAACCCCUAAUAUUUGGAAGAGGUGUAUAUUUGUUCUGGUUUUGCAAUAAAGUGAAGAGUAUUAAAAAGGUGAAAUAUAAAUGCCGUUGUAAGUUGUGCAAAUGUAAGUGGUCAUUUUUUUUUGUCAAGAAAUAUAUGAAUGUAAAAACUUUGCAGAUAUUGUAUAUAUUUUCUGUAAUAUAUGUAUAUUUGGUCAUAAGAUGGGUGGAGAAUUGUAAAAAUUAAGCACUUUAAUUCCUGUUGAGUACUUAAAAAGAAAUUUGUAUCCUGUAAAAUAAAAGCAUCAUUAAAUAAGUA